Molecule: messenger RNA, 1332 nt
Organism: Aureobasidium melanogenum CBS 110374
Lineage: Eukaryota; Fungi; Ascomycota; Dothideomycetes; Dothideales; Saccotheciaceae
Product: glycoside hydrolase family 28 protein
Exons: 5
Coding region: 1-1332 (443 amino acids)
Biological process (GO): carbohydrate metabolic process
Molecular function (GO): polygalacturonase activity
Source: RefSeq, a predicted model, not a curated record
AUGAAAGUCUUCUCUUGUCUUCUGGCCAUCGCCACGGUCACCUCAGUUGCAGCUUUUGACAUCCCGGAUGGUGCAUCUAUUACCCAACCCUGGAGACACAAAGGACGACCAUACUUUGGCUGGAACAGAAAAGACAGAUGGGGCAACAGUAUCGAAGAUGACCGCCGCAAGGUCACAAUUCGCGCGUCUGAAGAUGACACCGAUGACAUCUCAGCAGAUUUCGUUUGGGCUCUGGAACAAGCACAGAAUGGAGGACUCGUGCAUCUCGAGGAAGGAAAGACAUACAUAAUUGGCAAGAAGGUUGAUCUUCCAGUACUCAACGAUGUAUACAUCAAGCUCGAUGGUACCUUGAAGUUUACCGACGACGUAGAGUACUGGCAGAACAACUACUUCUAUUAUCCCUUCCAGAAGAGUAUCACCUUCAUGGUCUGGAGUGGAAAGAACAUCAAGAUCUACGGCAAAGGAACGAUGGAUGGGAAUGGACAAGCGUGGUACAACGGCUUUGCUGGCCGCGAAAUUUUGGAUGCUAGUAACACUUAUUACCGUCCCAUCCUAUUCUUGACUGACAACGCUACCAAUAUCGACAUUGAAGGUAUCACUUUCCUGAAUAGCCCGUGUUGGACAACUUUUCUGGUCCGUACUAAGGAUGUCUCCUUCGACAAUGUAUACAUCGAAGCCUUCAGCAACAAUGCAUCAGCCCUUCCCAAAAACACUGACGGCUUCGACUCGCUCAAUGUUGAUGGCCUGACUGUCACGAACACUCGUGUCAACGUUGGCGAUGACUGCUUCUCACCCAAACCAAAUACGACCAACAUCUACGUGGAGAAUCUUUGGUGCAAUGGCACUCAUGGCGUAUCUAUGGGAUCAAUUGGUCAAUACCCCGGAAUCAAAGAUUAUGUUUCCAACGCCUACAUGAAGAACAUCACUUUACUCAACGGCCAAAACGGUGCCAGACUGAAGGCAUGGGCAGGACCAGAAGUAGGCUACGGCUACAUCUCCAACAUAACCUACGAAAACGUGCACAUCGAAAACACCGACGCACCAAUCGUGCUCGAUCAAUGCUAUUUCAACAUCAACGAAACAACCUGCGCUACCUAUCCUUCCAAAGUCAACAUUACCGAUAUCAAGUUUAUCAACUUCACUGGUUCAUCCUCUGGAAAGGAUAACAGAGUUGUUGCGGAUUUGACUUGCAGUCCUGGGGCUACUUGUAGUGGGAUCGAGUUGCAAGAGAUUGAGAUCACUAGUCCUAAUGGCACGGCAGAGAUUGUGUGUAAUAAUAUUGAGGGGGGUGUUGGGGUGCCGUGUGUGUCAGAGGCAGAUGCUGACAGUUAG